Lethenteron reissneri (Far Eastern brook lamprey) is the source of this 4204-nucleotide messenger RNA. Its product is annotated as ciliary neurotrophic factor receptor subunit alpha-like. Gene Ontology annotation, molecular function: protein binding; cytokine receptor activity. Lineage: Eukaryota; Metazoa; Chordata; Hyperoartia; Petromyzontiformes; Petromyzontidae. Gene Ontology annotation, cellular component: membrane; external side of plasma membrane. Gene Ontology annotation, biological process: cytokine-mediated signaling pathway. The record is from RefSeq and is a predicted model, not a curated record.
ACGAAGGAUACGAGUUGAAAAAGAAGUGGGGUUUUUUUUUAGUAUUCUGUAUUUGUGUUCAUGCUUACUUAGUCUGUUAUAAUCGGGAUAUCUAGGUCAAGUUUAACAGGGACCAUAGGAUAGAGCUUUGUCACGUAUUCAUGUAAGUAUAUGGCGAGGUGUUACAGGAUAUAUUCGCCUGGGUCUGCGGAUCGAUCUUCGCGGGUCGCGAUGGAGAAGACGCUCACUCUGAUGAUGACCGCGCUCGUAAUGAGCCAAACGUCCGUCAAUGCUGAUUUUCUCUCCACCACCACCACCACAACCACCACCACCACCUCCACCACCACGCCCGUACUCCACGUGGCUCUGGGCAAGUCCGUCUCGUUCCCCUGCCCCUCCCCGGAGUCGUCGGGGACGCGGCUGUCUUGGAGACGCUUCGUGGACCCGGGGGCAGUCCCCGCCGGGGCUGUCGCGAGCCCCGGUGACCCCGGUGACCCCGGCGACCUCUGUGACCUCUGUGACCCCGGUGACCCCGGUGACCCCGGGCUCCUGCUCAUACCCUCGGUGGGGCCGAGCGACGGGGGUCGCUACGAGUGCGUGGAGAGCCCCUCGGGAAGGGUCCUCUCAGCCGUGCGCAUCGUCACCGGAGAGCCUCCGGCAGCUCCGACUGAUCUCAGGUGCCGUGCCCGGGACCUGGUGAAGGAGUUCCGCUGUUCGUGGAAACUCGGGGACGGGAAGUUCCCCCUGGAGAACAUCACUGCCACCUACAGCCACGACUUCCUAGAACAAGGCCGUGAGUUCGAGUGCAAGGUGGCCGAGGGCCCCAGCUGCACGAUAGACCUGAUCGUGCUGUUCAGCUCCAGCCCCUACCGCGUCACGGUGCGCGCCCGCAACGCCUUCGGGGAGAGCAGCGCCGCCAUCGUCAGCUUCGAGUUCGAUGAAAUCGUGCAGCCCGAUCCGCCGCUGUCUGUGUGCGGCUACCACGACCCCACGGCUCCCUCUGACGUCAUCAUCACGUGGGAGUCUCCUGCCACGUGGAUCCAGCCCGACAUCUUCCUCCUGAACUAUCGACUGCGCUACCGAUCCAUGCACCAGCGCCACUUGAAAGAGGUCCAGGUUCCAUACGCCAGUAAAGAAUAUUUGAUUACGGACGCUCAUCCCAGGACCGAACACGUUGUGCAGGUGUCUGCCAGGUACGACGUGCAUGGGCAGUGGAGCGAGUGGAGCCAGGAGGUGCGCGUGGCCCCUUGGAUGAUGCAAACAACGAGCGACAGGCCCGGUGAGCACACGACUGUGGAUGUCUACGUGGAGUACUCGGAUUAUCCGACAGCCGCGGUUGAAGUGAUGGCGAAUUACGCAGUCUACUCGGUCGCGGGGUUGACUGGAGCCCUCGUCCUCGUCUGCCUCGUCGUGCUCGGUUCACGGCGAUUGAUGCCCAGAAAAGACGACUUUUUGGCGUCGGUCAACACGGAGAGCAGCCUGGGAAACAACUUCCACGACAGUUUCGACCGCUGCCAAAGACUUCGCGUGUAAGGCCCACUCGGCUGUGUUGCUCCUUGUCGGAAGCGAGCUGGCCGCGAGUGACAUCUCAACGAUGCGCCUUUGUCGUGUGGGAAUUUAUAGCAGUCGCCAAAUACUCUAAACGCGUGUUUCUGAACGCGGAGAGGACCCGGAAAAUAACCCACGCGGCCCCAUGCAUUUCACGAACUUAUUCACCAUCUCAUCAAUUGUUGGCAAACAUAUUAAGUCGUGUUUUAAUAUGUUAUCGACAAUUCAAGUUCAUGUAUUAGGUAUAUAGCCCUGUGAGCCAUUCGGCUCUUGAAUCGGGUGCAACCGCAACAAACAAAAAACAAAAACAUGAACAAGAAAACAUCUUAAAGUGACUAUGUGACUAUGUGCAAACAGAACAUCCAAGAAAAAGACGGCAAAAAUUGAGGAUAUACAUGGAAUAAAGUUGUCGAAAUAUUGGAGAACAGCAAACAUAGCAGUACAUGUCAUGCCACAUGCAUGUCCUUAGAGAUACAAAUGGAAACACGUUACCAAACACAGACAUGCCCCCAUAUCACCUGAACAGGCUGUUGGGGCAAGUGCUGUUCGCAAGAACCACCUAUGAAGGCCGGCACGGCACACGAAGGGGUGGGUGGCCAGCACCUCGCCCGACCGCCUUUGUUUUCCUCCUGGCGAUGUUUUUACACAUCGCACCAGGUACUCAUUUGAGGCUGAGUCGACCUAGGGGAGGCCCGGGACGGGUUCAGAUAAUCGCCGGUGGUGGUGGUGGUGGUGGCCGCCAACACACGCGAAAAUCCACACAGAUGUCGACAUUUAACGUCUCAUCAGCAGUAUUCAACCUUAAAUGAGUGUAACACUUAUAUGAAAAAUAUAUAAUAGACGACGUUUCGAGCAAUGUCCCUUCUCCGUAGCAUACAACAACAUAUUUCGAUUUAAAGCUUUCGUGACUGCAGGGAUUUAUCUUCUUGGUUCUUUUGGUAAAGUCACGUAGAAGGGAAAUAAUAAAAUAAUAAAAAUAAAACAUAAUAAAAUUUCGAUUUAAAGCUUUCGUGACUGCAGGGAUUCAUCUUCUUGGUUCUUUUGGUAAAGUCACGUAGAAGGGAUAUAAUAAAAUAAUAAUAAAUCCAGCUUAAAUAUACGCUUCCAAGCCUGGUGGUGUUCAUUCAGACACUGUCUUUCCGACAGACCUGUUCUUCACCUGAGGACAGCUGCUUGCGUUGUGGCCGAAACGUCGUGAGAAUUGCAUUUUAUAAUGUUUUAUUUUUAUUAUUUUAUUAUUUCCCUUCUACGUGACUUUACCGAAAGAACCAAGAAGAACAACAAAUUUGCUACGAAUUGUCGAUUUCUAACAUGUGCCAUGAGGAAGUGCCAUUGUUCCCAACGUCACCUAUCAUGUCAACGUAUGUCUAUCAAUUUUAAGGCCACGGCGUUGUUGACGAAUAUGUUGAGUUGUUUGUUGUUGUUGUUUGUGCACCACUGCCAACUCAGCAGCAUCACCAAAGGUUUUGCACUGAUACACACGUAUGCGCCACGCCCGCGUACACGUGCGUAUAGCUGCGACUGACAUUCGACCACGUGUCAUAUUUCUCAGAACUGCCGUCCUCCCAUAAACAGUACAACGCUCGCGGUGACCUAAAAAAAGCUUCGCGUCACCAUUUGCGCAAAGAUAAGAGACGAACUACAUCAGCCGAGUUCUCUUCUAGAACCCACGUCCAACAGAGAGGGACCCUUGCCUAGAAUCAUCUGGCAAGCAAAGUUUGACUUGCGCUCCUGAUGAGACGCUGCAUGUCGAAACCCUUCGUUGCCUAAGCACACCUGGAAAAUUGAGCAGCAUUGGUCCAAGCAUAGCCUGGAUCAUGCUGAUGAGACGCUGCAUGUCGAAAUCUUUUCCUUGCCUAAGCACAUCUGGGAAGUUGAGCAUCAUUGGUGCAAGCAUAGCCUGGAUCAUGCUGAUGAGACGCUGCAUGUCGAAACCUUUCCUUGCCUAAGCACACCUGGGAGAUUGAACUGCAUUGGUGCAAGCAGAGCCUGGAUCAUGCUGAAGAGACACUGCAUGUCGAAACCUGUCCUUGCCUAAGCACACCUGGUAAGUUGAGCAACAUUGGUCCAAGCAUAGCCUGAAUCCUGCUGAUGGGACGCUGCAUGUCGAAACUUUUCUUUGCCUAAGCACACCUGGGAAAUUGAGCAGCAUUAGUCCAAGCAGUGCCUGGAUCGUGCUGAUGAGAUGCUGCAUGUCGAAACCUUUCCUUGCCUAAACACACCUGGGAAGCUGAGCAGCAUUGGUGCCAGCAAAGCCUGGAUCCUGCUGAUGAGACACUGCAUGUCGAAACCUUUCCUUGCCUAAACACACCUGGGAAGCUGAGCAGCAUUGGUGCAAGCAGAGCCUUGAUCAUGCUGAUGAGACGCUGCAUGUCGAAAUCUUCCCUUGCCUCAGCACACCUGGGAAAUUGAGCAGCAUUGGUCCAAGCAUAGCCUGGAUCAUGCUGAUGAGACGCUGCAUGUCGAAACCUUCCCUUGCCUCAGCACACCUGGGAAGUUGAUCAGCAUUGGUGCAAGCAAAGCCUGGAUCCUGCUGAUGAGACGCUGCAUGUCGAAACGGCUGCGGACUUGUGCCUGCGCUGAACCAAUCGCCGCUGAAAGUGGAACCCCAGCCAGAAAGAAGGCGGUGAUUGUGACCGAUGUGAUGUGAAAAGGCAAAUAUGAAUAAAUCCUUCGA